Messenger RNA from Prorocentrum cordatum, 2085 nucleotides. Lineage: Eukaryota; Dinophyceae; Prorocentrales; Prorocentraceae. The record is from the annotation of a GenBank genome assembly.
AUGCAGGCCCCCAGCGGCGCUCCCUUCCCGGCCCCCCCGGGCCUCGACCCCAAGGCAGACAUCGACGCCAAGGCGGCCGCCGCACAGACCGCGGCCGCGAACCUGGAGGAGAAGCUCACGCAGCUGGGGCUCAACGCGCCAGAGACCUCCGAGUUCAUCGAGGAGAUCAAGGCCGUGAUCGACAACCACGUCGCUGGCAGGGCGCACGAACUGCGGGCGUGGGGCACGCAGAUGAUGGGCCAGAUGAGCAGGAAGAUGAAGGAGAAGACCGCCUCGCUGACCGAGGAGGUGGCCCUCUGCCGCGAGAAGCAGGCGAGGCUGGAGGCGGAGAACGAACAGCUGAAGGAGGUGCUGCAGCACUUGGCCGGGCGGUUUCAGAUGCUCGGCGCGAUGAUCAAUUCCAAGGUGAUGACUGACCCCCUCGUCUCCGCCGCGGCCUCGAUGGCCGCCGAGUCUGCGGCCGGGGCCGCGGCGGUGGCGGUGCCGUCGCCAGGGCCCCAGGCCCACGUGGCCGCCGCCGCCUCCUCGCCGGAGCGGGCGGACGCCGCGCCCGUGGCGGCCGCCGGCCCGGACCAGGCCGCGGGCACCGCGGCUGUGCCCGACGCGGCGCCCGCUGCGUCGCGUCGGGACCCGAAGAUGGCCGACAUCCCGCCGUUCCCGUUCCCAGGGCCCGUCGCUGGUACGGUGCCGCUGUCCCUGGCGGAGGCGCUUUGCUCGCAGGCCCCCCUGCAGCAGCGCACGCAGCUGUCCCUGGCGACCUCGCUCUCGCCCACCGCGGCGCCCGGGCCCGAGGUGGCCCCCACCCCUGGACAGUUCACGUUCACCCUGCGCAAGGCGGACGGCGCCGACCUGGGCCUCGACGUAUCUCACAGCCACAAGGACAAGGCCCUCAGGAUCGAGGGCGUGCGCCCCGAGGGCGCGGUGGAGGCGUGGAAUCGGCAGUGCCACGGCGGCGUCGCCGCGGAGAAGGUGGUGAGGGAGGGGGACAAGAUCGUCAGCGUGAACAGCGUCUCGCACGACCCGGACAGGAUGCUGCAGGAGUGCAAGGAGAAGCAGCUGCUCAAACUGACCAUCGUCCGCGGAGAGCGGGUGCCCAAGGCGAUGCGCGCGGAGGCGUCCGUCUUCGUGCCCCAGGGCGCCGAGCCGCCGCUCUCCCCGGAGAGGGCGGCGGAGAAGGGCGAGGGGGAAGCCGAGAGCACGGCGGCGUCCUCCCUGCAGGCCUCACCCGAGACGGCCAAGCCAGAGGCCCUGAGCGAGAGGGUCCUCGGCCCCAGGGCUUUCGACAAAAAGCUCGGCAUGGAGCAGAGCCGGUCUGACGCCCUCUGCUCCCAGAAGCCCGCGGCGAUGGAUGCGGCAGUGCAGGGCAGCGGGGGCCCGCUGACUGAGAGAUCCGUACGUGCCGCACGCGUGGAGAGGGAGGUCUCGCCGUGCAUCCCGACCUCGAGCGCGCUUGGCGGCGCGCCGAGCGCUCGGGUCAAUGAGAUCAAUGAGACCACUGGGUGGGUCUGGGACACCUCCACGUGCCUGAGCGUGGCCGCGGGCGAGACCGUGCAGGUGCUGGCGGUAGAAGACGGCUGGGCCUACGGCCGCGCCUCGCUCGGCGCCGGCUGGCUGCCCCUCGCGGCGCUGCGGUGCGCGCCGGGGCCCGCCGCACGGCAGCCGGGGAGGCCCGCAGCGCAGGCCUCGCGGCGAGGCGCAGAACCAGCAGCCCCCGACAGAGCAGCGGGCGACGCGCCAGAGCAGCGCAGGCACGCCCCCAAGCCCGGGCGGGUGCUCCUCGCUCGCGGGAGCGCCGCGGGGCCGCCGCCUGAGUGGGUCUGGGACCCCUCCGGCUACUUAUUGCCCUCCGCCGGCGACGAGGUCGAGGUGCUCGUGGUGGAGGAUGGCUGGGCGUACUGCCACAGCCACGGUCAACACGGUUGGCUCCACCCCGACGACUUGUGCGGCGGCGAGGACGGGCCCGCGGCGGAGCCCGGUGCGGCCGACGCUCCGAGGUUGCGAGCUCCGCCGCUGAGGCGCGCCGACGAGCAGCACACGGGGCUGACCAAGGCGGAGUUCGCAGAGCUCCUGAGGAUGACCGCCUGA